Molecule: messenger RNA, 1812 nt
Organism: Caenorhabditis briggsae
Lineage: Eukaryota; Metazoa; Nematoda; Chromadorea; Rhabditida; Rhabditidae
Exons: 6
Coding region: 1-1812 (603 amino acids)
Source: RefSeq, a predicted model, not a curated record
AUGGACGGAGAAGCCACAAUCGAUCGAAAACCACGAAUCGUACUUCGAGAAAAGAAGCGAGGAUCCGCUGCCCGUGUAGCUAUGAAAGAGCAAUGGAGGAACUCCACAAACAUGCUAGAUUCCAUUUAUCUAGAUGUGGCAAAAACUAUCCCCUCCGUUGAUGCCAUGUCAACCCUAGACCUUCGGAAACCAAUGAUGCAAACUGGAACCCUACCAGCACCAUCAUCCAAGCAGCGGGAGUUCAAAAACUUCACUAGCUACUCACCAAUGUCAUCUUCGACUCUAAUGGGAAAACGGAGUCAGAGUUUGGCUCAACUUGGAGCUACUACACCGGAUACCACAAGAGAAUUCAAUAGGAAGUUUAAGAAUUCCGUGGAGACUAGUGAUAAUAGUACGGUAGCGUCGUCGGAUGUGGGAGGAGGUCUUCUGGAACUGAUUGAGGAGAUUCAACCAAAAGCAAGUCGGAUGUAUAGGGAAUAUGAUGAAUUGAGCAGUUUGGUGAAUCUACUCACCCAGUGGCAUACGCUGAUUAAGAUGAAUAAGAAGGGUUCCUCACAAGCCAAAAAACCGUCGAUGCACUCGAUGAAUUCCUUGCCACGCAACCAUCCGAUGACGUCAUCAACAGCGUCAGAUGAAUUGGAUGACAAUGUAUUGAUAACCAAUGAGAUACACUCCGAAAACGACAGUGGUAUCGACUCGCUACGACAGAAUUGCUCACCCUACGUACUCGAUGGUUACAGUAAGAAUGGCUCAAAGGGAAGUAGAGAGGGCGCCCGAUUCCGACAACUCAAGGAACGAAGGAAGUCCCUUGGCGCACUAAUGGAUUCAUCGGAAAUUGAGAAGCUGUAUCUGGAAAGUGACUAUUUCUGGCAGACGGCUUGUAAUGAUGAUGCUAACCAAACAGUCACAGGAAGUUCAGAAGUCGACACUUGUCUACAGUACCAUCUCAUGAGGAUUCUCAAGUGUUUGGAGAGUCUCGAGAGCAUCGAGACGGACUGCCCGCUAGUCUACAAGACGUCAGAAAUGUUGAAACGGUUGGAAGUGGAAACUGUGACCCUUGACGAUCUUCUGAGGAUCGCCAAAAGUGCGCCAGCUCUCCCCAAUAUUUCAAAUGUGCUCACAGAGAUUGAAGCUUGUCCUGAGGUGCAGGAGAUCUGGCUAUCUACAUGUUAUCCAUUGAAUUCGUCGUUAAUUGUGCCGAAGGACAAGUUGAAGACACAAAUCAAACUGCAAAUCGCACAUAUCACAGAACAGAUCUAUCCGCAUCUUGUUAGUCGAGUUGCCGAAUCGAUCAUCCGUCUUCUCAACGACAAUGUUCAAAACGAUCAAUGCCCACAUGUGACCGUAUUCCAUUUUGUGGGAAUUUUUAAAGGCCGUCAUUUUGAGCCAUACAUUGAGAAUAUGGGACAUGACGCGUGGAUGGUGACACUUUUGGAUACGGAACACUUGCAAAAAGUGGCUCAAGUUGUGGAUCGACUAUCGAAUGUUCCAGUGGUGCCACCAUUGGAGUCUCUGAAACAUUUGGGUGUAUUGUUAGCACGAGCGGAUUUCAGGAUCGCAGUGAUUAUAGAACAAUACCUUCGAGCAGCUUCUGGUCAUCUUCAGUCGGAUCUUCUCUCCUCGUACCUAUGUCUUUUGGAGGAUGACUCAGAGGACGCAAGACUUGGAGCUCUCAAAGCUCUCGCUAUUUUUGAUAACCCACGAAUCUCGAAACAAAUCGCCUAUGUCGCCGAACACGAUGCCUCAGAAGACGUCCGUCAGUUUGCCACGUCAAUGUUGCGUGGAUUUGAAGAGGAGGUGACACGGAUUUAG